GCAGUGGCGGAGGAAGAGCCACGUGUUUCCCUUUCUCCAUCCCACCCUCCUCAGGUCUGAUUUUCAUUAGCGCUUGGGACUCGCAAAAACAGUUUGCACUUUCUUCACCUUAGGCUGCUAUGUUGCCUUUCCCCUUUAGACACUUUGCCAAGCCCCUGCGGAGAUGCUGCCAGGUUGGGGGAACUUUGCGGGCCCAGCACAGCAAAGCAGCGGCCGCAUCUGUGAAGGAGGCCCCAGCCUGGACAGGGCAGGAGAGCUUGGCGGAGAGUGACCCUGAGAUGUGGGAGCUGGUGCAGCAAGAGAAGGACCGGCAGUGCCGGGGACUGGAGCUCAUCGCCUCAGAGAACUUUUGCAGUCGAGCUGCCCUGGAAGCUCUAGGCUCCUGCCUUAACAACAAGUAUUCAGAGGGCUAUCCUGGCAAGAGGUAUUAUGGUGGUGCUGAGGUGGUGGACCGGAUUGAGCUGCUGUGUGAACGCCGUGCUCUUGAGGCUUUUGACUUGGAUCCGGAGCACUGGGGAGUGAACGUCCAGCCUUACUCGGGGUCCCCUGCUAACUUUGCGGCCUACACAGCCUUACUGCAGCCCCAUGAGCGCCUCAUGGGCCUGGACUUGCCUGAUGGAGGCCACCUGACACAUGGGUACAUGUCUGAUGUCAAGCGUAUCUCAGCCACUUCCAUCUUCUUUGAAUCCAUGCCCUACAAACUAAAUCCAGCAACAGGACUAAUUGAUUAUGACCAGCUAGAAGUAACGGCCCGGCUCUUCCGCCCUCGAAUCAUCAUUGCUGGCACCAGUGCCUAUGCCCGCCUUAUUGACUAUGCCCGCAUCAAGAAGGUGUGCGAAGAGGUGAAGGCCUACAUGCUGGCAGACAUGGCCCACAUAAGUGGCCUCGUAGCAGCCAAAGUCAUCCCUUCCCCCUUUGACUAUGCCGACCUGGUGACCAGCACGACUCACAAGACGUUACGCGGGGCAAGGUCUGGGCUGAUCUUCUACCGCAAAGGUAUCCGUUCUGUGGACAAGAAGACCGGCAAGGAAAUCCCCUACAAUCUGGAGGAGAAGAUCAACUUUGCUGUCUUCCCCUCUCUACAGGGUGGGCCCCAUAACCACGCUAUUGCUGCUGUGGCUGUGGCAUUGAAACAGGCUAGCUCUCCCAUGUUCCGAGAGUAUUGCCAGCAGGUGCUGAAGAAUGCCAAGGCCAUGGCAGAGGCAUUGCUGCAGCGAGGAUACACGCUGGUUUCAGGUGGCACUGAUAACCACCUGAUUCUUUUGGACCUGCGGCCAAAAGGCAUGGACGGGGCCCGGGCUGAGCGGGUGCUGGAAUUGGUAUCUAUAACUGCCAACAAGAACACCUGUCCGGGGGACAAGAGUGCAUUGACACCUGGUGGCCUGCGCCUUGGGGCACCUGCGCUUACCUCCCGACGGUUCCAGGAAGCUGAUUUCCAGAAGGUGGUGGAGUUUAUCGACGAAGGCAUCAAGAUCGGGCUGGAUGUGAAAAAGAAAACCACCAAGCUCCAGGAUUUCAAAUCCUUCCUGCUGAAUGACCCAGAGACAAAGCAGAGAUUGUCAGACCUCCGGCAGCGUGUUGAGACCUUUGCUCGUGCCUUCCCCAUGCCUGGCUUUGAUGAACGUUGAGGCUGUGCCCAGCCAGAGACUGGCUAUUGCACCCAGACGGGUGGAGCUUGCAAGAGGCCAGAUCCUGAUGUUCCUGGAACCCUGCCUCUGAGCCAGCAGGGGGCCUUCUUCCAGCCGUGCAAUUUCCUGGGCCACUUUCUCCUCCUCCUCCCUGCGCCCAUUUUAUAGAGACUUGAACAACUGACCACCUUCUGUUUAUAUCAGGGCUAGUCUCUGGCCCACAAGACAUGUGUAAUGUUUUGCCCACCCAUUGUGCAAGAUGGGUUGUGAGAAUUAAAAGAGUUUCAACAGUU
This is a messenger RNA of Hemicordylus capensis (graceful crag lizard), 1921 nucleotides long. RefSeq names its product serine hydroxymethyltransferase 2 (gene SHMT2). NCBI's taxonomy places the organism in Eukaryota, Metazoa, Chordata, Lepidosauria, Squamata, Cordylidae. Gene Ontology annotation, molecular function: serine binding; cobalt ion binding; mRNA regulatory element binding translation repressor activity. Bases 120 to 1628 code for a protein of 502 amino acids. Gene Ontology annotation, biological process: L-serine catabolic process; purine nucleobase biosynthetic process; tetrahydrofolate interconversion. The record is from RefSeq and is a predicted model, not a curated record. The transcript has 12 exons. Gene Ontology annotation, cellular component: cytoplasm; mitochondrial inner membrane; BRISC complex.